Molecule: messenger RNA, 504 nt
Organism: Cryptococcus wingfieldii CBS 7118
Lineage: Eukaryota; Fungi; Basidiomycota; Tremellomycetes; Tremellales; Cryptococcaceae
Exons: 3
Coding region: 1-504 (167 amino acids)
Cellular component (GO): membrane
Molecular function (GO): transmembrane transporter activity
Source: RefSeq, a predicted model, not a curated record
AUGGUCUUUUCCACCCUCGUCGGCGUUAUCAUACCCGCAGCUCUGGGGGCUACCCCGGUACAUCCGCCUAAUCGAGGAACACGAUGGGCUUUGUUCUAUCUGACAUCGUUGUCGGGUGUAUCGGCUGGUGCGACGUGGACCUUUGUGAACGAGACAAGCCGAGAUGACCCCGAGAAACGCGCAUACGUCGGAGCCAUGAUGAACGCCUUCGCCUACAUCUUCACAGCUUGGAUCCCCAUCUUCACCUUCCCAACCUCAAAACAACCAUACGUCGCGCAUGGGAUGUUUGCGACCUCGGGCUUUGCCGCAGUGGCGUUGUUGACGGCGUUGGCUAUUGGGUGGAUGCAUCAUAGGGAUUUGAGGAAGGCUGCUAGACUGGGAGAGCAGGGCGCGGGGGAGAGGGGGGGAGAAGUGAGUAGAGUUGGGGCAGAGAAGGAGGAUGACGGGGAUGGGAGUGAGAAGGGCGAUGCGUCUAGGAAAACGCCAGUCUUGGAGAUGAUCUAG